GAAAAGAUUUAUUUAAUGAAAAUAUAGAUAUUGUAGUGGCAAAAUCGGUUGAAGGAAAUGAUUUUAAUUCUGGGAUACUCUUAAUUAGGCAUUCAAGUUGGAGUUUUAACUUUAUAAAUAAUUGGCAGGCUGUUAGAACUAAACGAAUGGUUGAACAAGGUUCUAUGUGGCAUCUUUUAGAUCAAUUUCCUGACUUUAAACAGCGAAUAUUGAUACUAAAUCACGAUGAUUAUCCACUUAGCGCGUCACUUCAAACCUGGAAAAAAGAUGAUUUCACUCUUAAUUACGUUUCUGAAAAUUGUCCUGCCAAGUUCAUAAAGAAUUCUCUUAAAGAAAUUGAAAGAAAUUGA
Scutellospora calospora is the source of this 350-nucleotide messenger RNA. The record is from the annotation of a GenBank genome assembly. NCBI's taxonomy places the organism in Eukaryota, Fungi, Glomeromycota, Glomeromycetes, Diversisporales, Gigasporaceae.